Messenger RNA from Lagenorhynchus albirostris (white-beaked dolphin), 1977 nucleotides. RefSeq names its product DNA polymerase beta (gene POLB). The transcript has 15 exons. Gene Ontology annotation, molecular function: DNA-directed DNA polymerase activity; DNA binding. The coding region runs from base 135 to 1142 and encodes 335 amino acids. Gene Ontology annotation, cellular component: nucleus. NCBI's taxonomy places the organism in Eukaryota, Metazoa, Chordata, Mammalia, Artiodactyla, Delphinidae. The record is from RefSeq and is a predicted model, not a curated record. Gene Ontology annotation, biological process: double-strand break repair via nonhomologous end joining.
GUUCAGCCAGUCGCGCUGGUUUCGCCGCGUUGGGCUGAUCCUGCGUCCUCUCCAGGUCGCAGCCCCUCCCGAAAGCUGGGCAAGGGGACCAUCCCUGGCUGUGAGCUCUCUGCGGUCCUCGGGUGCAGGCCACCAUGAGCAAACGGAAGGCGCCGCAGGAGACGCUCAACGGGGGCAUCACCGACAUGCUCACAGAACUCGCAAACUUCGAGAAGAACGUGAACCAGGCUAUCCACAAGUACAAUGCCUACAGAAAAGCAGCAUCUGUGAUAGCAAAGUACCCACACAAAAUAAAGAGUGGAGCAGAAGCUAAGAAACUGCCUGGAGUAGGAACAAAAAUUGCUGAAAAGAUUGAUGAGUUUUUAGCUACUGGAAAAUUGCGUAAACUGGAAAAGAUUCGGCAGGAUGAUACGAGUUCAUCCAUCAACUUCCUGACUCGAGUUAGUGGCAUUGGUCCUUCUGCUGCAAGGAAGUUUGUAGAUGAAGGAAUUAAGACAUUAGAAGAUCUCAGAAAAAAUGAAGAUAAAUUGAACCAUCAUCAGCGAAUUGGGCUAAAAUAUUUUGAGGACUUUGAGAAAAGAAUUCCUCGUGAAGAGAUGUUACAAAUGCAAGAUAUUGUACUAAGUGAAGUUGAAAAAGUGGAUUCUGAAUACAUUGCUACAGUCUGUGGCAGUUUCAGAAGAGGGGCAGAGUCCAGUGGCGACAUGGAUGUUCUUCUGACCCAUCCAAGCUUUACCUCUGAGUCAACCAAACAGCCAAAGCUGUUACAUCGUGUUGUGGAGCAGUUACAAAAGGUUCAUUUUAUUACAGACACUCUGUCAAAAGGGGAAACAAAGUUCAUGGGUGUUUGCCAGCUUCCCAGUAAAAAUGAUGAAAAGGAAUAUCCACACAGGAGAAUUGAUAUCAGGUUGAUACCCAAGGAUCAGUAUUACUGUGGUGUCCUCUAUUUCACUGGGAGUGAUAUUUUCAAUAAGAAUAUGAGAGCUCAUGCCCUAGAAAAAGGCUUCACAAUCAACGAAUAUACAAUCCGUCCCUUGGGAGUCACUGGAGUUGCUGGAGAGCCGCUGCCCGUGGAUAGUGAGAAGGACAUCUUUGACUACAUCCAGUGGAAAUACCGAGAACCCAAGGAUCGAAGUGAAUGAGGCCCAUCCUCCCCGGCACAGCCCAAUAGUUGCCUGACUUCGACAUGAUAGUCCAGGACCACAGUCACAGCGCUGGAAGAUUUCUGGAGCUUGCGCGGUAUCUUUGUGCGCUCUCCUAGAGCAGACCUGUCCCUCCAAUGGGACCGGUUUACAAAUUUUAGUCCAAAAAUGACGAGCACAGCAAAGUCCAGGUCCACAGUCGAAAGUUCUAAGACAGCUUUCUCCCUCUUGUCCUGUAACGAGAUUGAUACGGGCUUUAGUAAUAAGCAGGGGGAAUGGUGGCUUGUGAGGGCAUGACUGGGUUAGGGCGUGGGGUGUAGGAUAAGGUCGCAAAGUAAAGAUAGAGCAACAGCAUGCCUGGCUCCUGGGCUGAAAGCAACAAUGGAGUGGACAUCUCUGUCUUCCCAAACACAAUUUACUACUUUAUAAAGUUAAAACAUUUAUUAAAGAAAGAUGGGAUUUCCAGUCUUGAGACAUGAAAUAAGUAUCACUCAUCAGUGUUUUAUUAAAUGGGAUUUGUACUGACCCAAAGAGAGACCACUACUUACCCAGGGGGCAAUUAGCCGCCUUCAACAAACAAGAAUGGCCAAUUCACCACCUUCAAAAUCCUAGCUGCUUUACGUCAGAGACUGGAAUUUGAGACUGCAAUUUUGUAAAAAGCAUCUUAGUGAAGUUUGUAUUUUGUCCGAGAAUGAAACGUUAUUGCAUCUAUGUUCAUCUCUCUUUUAUUUUGUAUUCUGAGGAUCUAGAAAGGGAAAUUUCUAUUUGUUAAAUUAUAGGCUAUAAAAGAUGUGCAUAUAAAAUUUAAUUAAACAAUUAAAGGCUUUCUUGCUAA